Messenger RNA from Sabethes cyaneus, 1665 nucleotides. RefSeq lists its product as uncharacterized. Bases 1 to 1665 code for a protein of 554 amino acids. The record is from RefSeq and is a predicted model, not a curated record. Gene Ontology annotation, molecular function: catalytic activity. Lineage: Eukaryota; Metazoa; Arthropoda; Insecta; Diptera; Culicidae. The transcript is spliced from 3 exons.
AUGGCCGCUCGUAUUGCAGUUGACCUUUGGGUUGGAAUCCACAUGAAGAGCCGAUAUCUGUUGGAUCCAAUGAUGAUAUCCAAGUGCCGAGACCGUAGCAAUCUGAUUCAGAGGCCAAGAGAAGCGAAGCAAGGAGGUGGUGUUUCACUAGCCAUCCGCUCGCGAAUCAACUCGCGUCAAGUCUUUCCGCCCGAUUAUUCAGCAAUCGAACAACUCUGGAUUAAAGCUGCGCUGUUCGGAGCGAACACUUUCAUCGGUGUUAUCUAUCUUCCUCCAGAUCGUGUUAACAAUGUUGAUGUCAUCGAAAAGCUUAUCAAAUCGCUCGACUGGAUCGUAUCUCAGCUGCAUGCCAAGGAUAACAUCAUCAUUAUAGGCGACUUCAAUCUUCGCAGCAUUACUUGGCAGCUCAACACUAACGGAUUUCUCUAUCCGAAUGCGACUCGCUCUAGUAACAGUGUUACAUCCAGCUGUUUGUUAGACGCAUUUAGUACAGCUUGUUUGGGACAGCUGAACAGGAUAUUCAACGAAAAUGGCCGUUUGUUAGAUCUCUGUUUUGUAAGCAAGGAAGUGACUAAUAUUAGCUUGACACAUGCACCAUGUCCGUUGGUCAAAGAUUGUAGACACCACCCGCCUUUGCUAUUAUCUAUGCAUUAUGAAGCUCGAAGUCCAAUCAUUAGUGCUAGUCCCAAUAGUAUAUUUUAUAAUUUUAGUAAAGCUGACUACACCGCUAUGAAUGCCUUUCUCACAUCUGUUCCUUGGAAUGAAUUAAUCCGUGAUCGUGACGUCAACCUGGCUGCUUCCACUGUUUGCAAUGUUUUACUAUAUGCAAUUGAUCAGUUUGUUCCAAAGCGAAUAAGAAAACGGCCUGCUUACCCUGCCUGGUCAACUCGUUGCCUAAAACGUCUAAAAAAGUUGAAAAAGAAGGCAUUGAAAAAAUUCAGCUUAUUGAAAACUGCAACAUCGAAAGCCCUGUACCUUGAAGCCAAUAGGAAGUACAAAAGAUUAAAUAAGCGUCUUUUUCAUAUUCAUCUAAAUCGCUUGCAACGGUCACUCAAAUCUAAACCAAAAGGAUUCUGGCGUUAUGUUAACGAUCAACGAAAAGAGUCUGGUCUUCCUACAUCCAUGUAUCACGGAGACAUAGAGGCGUCGACAAUAGAUCAAAUAGCAUCGCUCUUUCGUGAACAGUUCAGCAGUGUUUUCCUUGAUACUCCAGCCAGCCCGCUUGUUAUCACAGAAGCAGCUGAGAAUGUGCCAUCCUUACCUGGCGUUGGCCCCCAUUACUCGAUCACAAGUGAUAUCGUUAUAGCAGCAGCAAAACGUUUGAAAUGUUCUUCGAAUGCCGGCCCCGAUGGAAUUCCAGCCGUUACGCUAAAGAACUGCAUCAAUGCUAUUGCAUCUCCACUUGCAUCAAUAUUUGACUGCUCAUUGGCUACUGGUGUUUUUCCUAGCUGCUGGAAAAAUUCUUACGUUUUUCCGGUUCACAAGAAGGGAUGCAAGCGAUCCGUAUCCAACUACCGAGGAAUUGCCGCUUUAAAUGCUCGCCAUAUAUCUCGCCAGAUCAACAUGAAACCCAAAGCGAUCGACUACCACCAACCUUGUGGCAUUCACUUCUUUUGUCAUUCGCCAUAUAGAGAAAGGCUCGCAAGUAGACGCCAUCUAUACUGA